UUGUAUGCAACGUGUGCAACUUGUGUAUGCACCCAACAGAGAAAACUGAUGACAGCGAUUAGAAGACAUCUAGAAAAGCUGUAACAGAUCUCCGAAUUUCUUCAAUUUUGUGAAUUUUCAAAGACUCAUGCUACCUGUACACAAGAACGAUGAGCUUUACAAGCCUAGAUUCAAAUUAUGGGUGACAAUCCAGGCGUGGUGGAAGAUCAUCUAUUCAGAUGCGACUUCCCGGAAUCUCUUUUUCUUCCUGUUCCUGAAUCUUUCCUUUGCAUUCGUAGAGCUGUCUUAUGGAAUUUGGUCAAACAGCCUUGGACUGAUCUCCGAUUCCUUCCAUAUGUUUUUCGACUGCACUGCCUUGCUUGCUGGUCUCGUCGCUUCGAUCAUCUCAAAAUGGAGAGCUAACGAUAAAUUCUCUUACGGCUAUGUUAGAAUGGAAAUUUUAGCUGGCUUUGUGAACGCCCUCUUCCUUCUCUUUAUUGCGUUUUUCAUUUUCUCCGAAGCUGUGGAGAGAGCCGUGGAACCGCCUGAGGUCCGUCAUGAGCGGUUAUUUAUCGUGUCUGUUCUGGGACUCCUGGUGAAUCUAGUCGGUAUUUUCUGCUUUGGUCAUGGCCAUGCACAUGGAGGAGAAGGCCACGGUCACAGUCACGGCGCUCCGGCCAACUCACACGGUCACUCACAUGUAGAGAGCUUGAGCAACACUCUGGCCAAAGAUAGCCCUGGUCAUGGUCAUUCACACGGUGGACAUGGGCAUAGUCAUGGUUUAGGUUACAAGGACGAGGAUUCCCAACAUCAGCACACACCACAAGGGAGCUCAAAACAGAUCCUUAAAGGUGUUUUUCUUCAUAUUUUGGCGGAUACGUUAGGCAGUGUGGGUGUGAUAAUAUCUGCCCUUCUGAUACAGUACUUUGGCUGGAUGUGGGUCGAUCCUGUGUGUUCCAUGUUUAUAGCUCUACUUAUUAUGGUCAGCGUCUUGCCAUUGCUGGCGGAUUCAGUGAGUAUUCUAAUGAUGAGGACUCCAAGUGAGAUAGAGGUAGAGCUACCAAGCUGCUAUCAGAAGGUUGGUAACUUGGAGGGUGUCUACAGCAUCCAAGACAAACAUUUUUGGACUCUCUGCACCGAUGUCUACGUGGGCACCUUGAAGCUAGAGGUCGCCCCCAACGCUGACGUCAAAUACAUCAUUACUCAGACUCACAAUAUAUUUUCACAGGCUGGUGUUCGGCAGCUCUAUGUACAGACCGAUCAUACCAGCGCAUGAUGACAACUUUGACUGAUCCCUUUAAAGCUUGCCGAAACAUCCCUUUCAAUGAUGGUACCUCAAUCAACUAUGUCACCAAGUGGACUAUGCUCUUCAGGAGGGCGUUUCACAAAACUUGUCAUCAGUGACAAAUGACAGUUUUUGUUAUAAGCUACUGAAAUCCUUGCUUUUGAUUGGUCAUCAGCAGAUUUGUCACUGAUUUUUGUCAUUUGUCAUUGAUAAAAGGUUUUGUGAAACGCCCCCCAGGAACACCAUACAGUGACCGGAGGACAGAUGUGAAGUCCGGCAUUGGACUGUUUGUGCUAAUUUUUAAGUGCAAAUGUUGACAUAAUUAAUAUUUGAUCAUGUAAAGCAAAAGUUCAAGGAGGUGUUUAGACAUAAUUGCACUUUUAAUUAUCCUGGUCUCUGUUAAUUUUUGAAUUCAUGUGUGUAAGGGAAUCAUGUUUGUAUGCCCUUGGCUUUGUAAAGCGUCAUCUUUGGUAAACAGAUGAGGAUUCCUGCCUCACCUGUAUUAACCCUAAAAAGGACAACUUAGUUUGGUGCUCUCUCAGCCAAGGUUGGGGAGGGGGGGGGG
Messenger RNA from Strongylocentrotus purpuratus (purple sea urchin), 1829 nucleotides. RefSeq names its product zinc transporter 7 (gene slc30a7). Gene Ontology annotation, cellular component: membrane; Golgi apparatus. Lineage: Eukaryota; Metazoa; Echinodermata; Echinoidea; Camarodonta; Strongylocentrotidae. Gene Ontology annotation, biological process: zinc ion transport; transmembrane transport; intracellular zinc ion homeostasis. Bases 128 to 1255 code for a protein of 375 amino acids. The transcript is spliced from 11 exons. The record is from RefSeq and is a predicted model, not a curated record. Gene Ontology annotation, molecular function: zinc ion transmembrane transporter activity.